Molecule: messenger RNA, 714 nt
Organism: Fonsecaea nubica
Lineage: Eukaryota; Fungi; Ascomycota; Eurotiomycetes; Chaetothyriales; Herpotrichiellaceae
Exons: 1
Coding region: 1-714 (237 amino acids)
Source: RefSeq, a predicted model, not a curated record
AUGGCAGCUCCAUCACCUUCGUAUAGCCAUCACCCGUCGUCUGAUUCAAAUCACCACGACGAUGCCAAUUCGCCCAAUCUCCCAUACGAUCCUCCUCUCACCUUCUCCACGGUCAUCGACCAUGACCACAACAGCAUCAACAAAUUCGCGGGUCGCCUCCUCCGGGCCAAGGCGCCGCAGGACCGCGCUCGUCUGCUAAAGGAGGUAACGUGGCGCCUCGUCCGGCACGACGUCUCAGAGGACCUUGUCAUGCGUCCCGCAUUCAUCGAGCACCUCGGUGACGAGGGCGUGCAUAUGGCCGAGCACGACCGGACGGACCACGAAAGAGCUCGCUCCGAACUUCUCGCGCUCUUCCACGUUCCACUUGAGGGGGACAAAUUCCUCGUUGCCCUGCGUGCACUGUUUGCCGAGCUGUUGGAGCACAUGAAGAUCGAAUCGGGUCAGCAGAUCCCACAUUUGGAACACAUGCUGGACCCCGAGGAGAGCCAGAGGCUGGGCAGGGAGUAUCUCAAGACCCAACGCCUCACGCCGGAGCUGGAGAUCGUCGACAAGUCCACCGGCGCAAGAAGGAGGGUGUGGAGGGACGUGGAGGACUUUGCCAGGACCGAUCUCUACAGAUUCAAGGAAAUUUGGGAGGAGUUGAAGUUGAGUGAGGGACCGGUGGACGGGCAAGCUCAAGCCCUCCACAGGAGGCUUGAUCGGGGAAAAUUAUAG